AUGAAGCCCUACGCUCGCGUUCCCGCCGCGCCAAAACAUCUAAUCACCAGGCAACACGCGGCAGACGGCAGUGCCUUUGCCGGACGCUAUGUUCUCGACAUCCUCAAGCGCGCCAUCUUGCUGUUACGGAUCCCUCUGUCGCUCCUGCUCUUCCUAUGGAUGCUAGUUUUCCUUUUCAGCGUCAUGACGCACACGUUGCAGAGGGCGGUCCGCCCGCUUUGCUUCAUUCCUGGCCUUCGUAGCGCUUCUCUGUGCGCCCCACCGACAAGCACGGUGCCCUUUGUCGGACCUGGCCCCGCGAAGUGGGCCGACUUCCCUUCGCUGGUGGACUUGCAGAGCACGACGCUCGCGCAGUUGCUGGAUGAGUCAACCUCCGGUGCAGCACUGGCUACGCAAAUCAAGAAGGCGGAAAUGGCAACGUCGGAUCUAGUGACGUUGGUGGGGGUCAGCGAUCUGCGGAGCCGGGAUAUGCUGGAGAAUACACUCCGAGGAUUCGUGAACGAUGCGCGCGCCACUGGGCGGGCACUGAACAAGUUAAGCGCGAAGGUUGCUGGGGCUGUCGACGGGUCAGUCUCCAUCUUCCUUGAGCGGCGGUGGACUACACUUACAUCUUACAGCAUCAUGGCGGUCAAUGAUUACGCGCUUCAUACGAUUGAAGCGUCGCAGCAGCAACGGCCGUCCCUCUGGAACUUCUGGAACCGGUUGUCUCCCUGGAAAGACCACACCACAGGGAUAGUCCUGGACACUUUCGAAACCUCUCUCGACUAUCUCUCUUCCACGCUCCAGCGUCUAGUGGUUGAAGUGGAGUUGAACAUGUGGAACUUGAACAAUCUCGAAGAGCAACUCUCCGUCAUCCACGAGAUUGUGACAAGAGAGAACCUUUCCCUCUCUUCUGCGAAAGCGGAGCUCCUCGGGGACCUGUGGACCGUCCUGGGCGGUAAUCGCAAGACAUUGCGCGGAUACCAGGAACAUCUGGACCUGCUGAAGGGACUGGGUCAGUAUCGGCAGCAGGCGCUUGUACAUGUCGUAUCAGCUUUUCAGGCACUGAUUCAGAUGAGCGACGACAUCGAGGAUCUCCGGGAACGCGUGUCUGCCCCCGAGCUGACGGGAUCGCGGAUUCCGGUGCAUGUGCACAUCAAGAGCAUCCGCACUGGGCUGGAACGAAUCCAGGAUAGUAGAGUUGACGCGAAGGCGAAGGAGAGCCAGGCCGUACGACGCCUACUGGGUGCUUGA
This is a messenger RNA of Mycena citricolor, 1233 nucleotides long. Lineage: Eukaryota; Fungi; Basidiomycota; Agaricomycetes; Agaricales; Mycenaceae. The record is from the annotation of a GenBank genome assembly.